AUGUUCGUAGAUGUUCUUCUGAAGUUUGGGGAUCAGCCUCAGAUAUUCCAGGAGUCUUCAGGUUUUCGGCAGAUAUGUCAAUCGGCUGAUCAAUCUUUCGAGCUAUGUUAUCAGUUCAUGUAUGUGGAACGAAAUGGGAAACGACCUCCACGGGACAUCUGGUCAUACAGGCAAACGGGUGUUGCGCACAAGUUCUCAUCUGAACGAUGUAGUAGUCAGGUUAUUGUGAUCCAUCCCAACGACGAGGCUGUGGCGCAGUCAAAGCUGGAAGCAAUGGUCGAGUCUUCGAAUACAGCACAGUUAACACAACAUCCAUUGACCGUCCAUCUCGUCAUCCUAUUGUCAUACCUGGCAAACUGGCAAGAUUAUCUAGAAAGCCUCGCUAGUGAUCUGGAGCAGAUACGACGACGCAUCGAUGUAGUCGCAAUCUGCGAGUCAGAUGCCAACCCUGCUAUCAACCCUGAGCGCCUCCAAAUGCUUCGGCACAUCGAAGACAAGAUAGCGUGUAAAGCAUGCAAAUGUCUCCGCAGCAACAUCGUUCUUGUACAGACCUUGACGAGCAUCAACACAGCACUUGCGACCAAUAUUCCGUCACUGAGAGAAUCGUCAAUUGGCGUACAUCGUGAACUAAAGAUCAUGGAGCAUCGCUUGGAAAGUCAUCUCAAUGUAGCAGAUACCCUGGCGCAACGCGUUCAAGCGACACUAGGUUUGCUUACCAAUCUUCUUGAUAUCGAGAAUCAGGCGAACUCCAGAGAGAUAAGCACGCGAAUACUGCGUUUGACACAGGAAGGUGUUGACGAUAAUGCUACCGUCAAGGUCAUCACUGUUUUCACUUUGAUAUAUCUACCUGCUUCAUUCAUGGCUUCAUUCCUUGGUAUGAAUCUUUUCGAUUUCAAAAGCGAAGACGGCUCCUUACAGGCAAGUCCUCAGUUCUGGAUUUUCGUGGUAACGACGGUGCCGUUGACGAUGCUCACCGUCGGCGCAUGGUAUUUGUACAAGACCAGGCAUAACAAAAUAAGGAAGGCGAAAUCUAUCGCCGAGGCUGUGUGA
Alternaria rosae is the source of this 1050-nucleotide messenger RNA. RefSeq lists its product as uncharacterized. Bases 1 to 1050 code for a protein of 349 amino acids. Gene Ontology annotation, biological process: metal ion transport; transmembrane transport. The record is from RefSeq and is a predicted model, not a curated record. Gene Ontology annotation, molecular function: metal ion transmembrane transporter activity. The transcript has 5 exons. Gene Ontology annotation, cellular component: membrane. NCBI's taxonomy places the organism in Eukaryota, Fungi, Ascomycota, Dothideomycetes, Pleosporales, Pleosporaceae.